Molecule: messenger RNA, 2670 nt
Organism: Glycine soja
Lineage: Eukaryota; Viridiplantae; Streptophyta; Magnoliopsida; Fabales; Fabaceae
Product: receptor-like serine/threonine-protein kinase At4g25390
Exons: 2
Coding region: 221-2329 (702 amino acids)
Biological process (GO): protein phosphorylation
Molecular function (GO): ATP binding; protein kinase activity
Source: RefSeq, a predicted model, not a curated record
CCGAUCCAAACAAACAGCAAGAAACAUUCAUCUCUUACAAACUCACAUGACUUGACACAUUGGCAGACUCCAAAGUCUUCCAUAGAUACAAUACAAAACAUAAGAGAGAGAAAAUUCCCUCCACUCCCUUCUUUCUUUCUUCUCUUCUUCCCAAAACUCUCAAACUCAAACAUCACAACAAAACCAUGACCAACCCAUUACCCACUUAACCUCAAACAACAUGCCAUCCCGACAAUUAUCCACCCCAUCAGACACACCCCAUCCGCUGCCACCGCCACGUCAUCACCACCACCACCAUCACCACUUUCUGACUCCUCUCCUCGCCGCCACCGUCUCAACAUGCUCCCUUUUCCUCCUCCUUCUCCUCUUCUGCCACCGCACCCUCACCCGCAAACGCGCUACCACCUACCCUCCUUCUCCGGCCACCACCUCCCCGCCGCACCGCCUCUCCUUCUCCGUCCUCCGCCGUGCCACCAACUCCUUCUCCACGCGCCUCGGCCACGGAGGCUUCGGCCCCGUCUUCGCCGGCACCCUCGCCGGCGCCCCCGUCGCCGUCAAGCUCAUGGACUCCGCCACCAACCACCACCAGGGUGAGCGCGAGUUCCACAACGAACUCUUCUUCGCCUCGAAGCUCCUCUCCCGCCACGUCAUCACCGCCACGCACUUCUGCUCCGACCCGAAACGACGCCGCUUCCUCCUGGUCUACGAGCUCAUGCACAACGGCAACCUCCAAGACGCGCUUUUGCACCGCAAGUGCCCCGAACUCUCUAACUGGAACACGCGCUUCUCGAUUAUCCUCAACAUAGCGAAAGGUGUUCACUUUCUUCACUCCUGCGACCCCCCUGUUAUUCACGGCGACAUUAAACCGAGCAACGUUUUGCUUGAUCGCGAUUUCUCGCCGAGAAUUGGGGACUUUGGGCUUGCGAGGUUGAGCUCGGAGACUCCGAGGUUUGAAAUUGAGGUUCUGGAAUGUGGGAGUGUUGAUAAUGAAGAGAAGAUGAAGAAGAAGGAGGAGGAGGAGGAGGUUGUUGUUGUUGUUGCUGAUGAUUGUGGAUCGGUGGAGAGUGCUCAUAGUGUUUUUAUGGAGGAUGGUGGUUUGGGUGUGGAGCAAUCGCCUUCGCCGGAGAUGGCGGCGAUGACUUCGCCGGAGACGGGUUUGGCGGUGUCCGCCGCUGAGGCCUCGCCGGGGUUUGAGAAGGGUAGUGUGCAGAGUGAGAAGGAGGGUGUGAAGAAGAUUAAUGGGAGAGGGUUGAAGAGUAAUUCUGUGAGGGAUUGGUGGUGGAAGCAUGAGAAUGAGGUUGGGGUUGGGGAGAGUAAAAAAGUUAAGGAUUAUGUGAUGGAGUGGAUUGGGAGGGAUGUGAAUAAGGAAAGGGUGAAAAAUGGAAUUGAAUAUGGAGAUGUGGUGGUAGGGAAGGAAGAGAAAAAUAAGAAGGAGAAGAAGAGAAGGAAGAAGGAAUUGGAAUGGUGGGAAUCAAUGGAAGAGGAAAAGCUUGAUGGGGUUAUGAAGAGGAAGAGAAGGACGGUGAGGGAAUGGUGGAAGGAGGAGCGUUUUGAGGAGAAUGCGAAGACGACGACAAAGAAGAAGAAGAAAAAGAGGAAGGGUGGGAGUGUGAAGAGUGAUGAUGAGAAGUGUGGUGAUGAUUGGUGGAUGAGUGAUGAUGCAAUGGAUAAGAGGAAGGGCAAGAGUAGGAGUAGGAACAACCGUGGGAACAUGGAUUGGUGGAUGGAUGGGUUGAGUGGUGAGUUAUGGAGAGGGAGGAGGAAUAAUAGCUUUGAUUCUGCUAGUGGAGAGAUUCCAAAGAGUGGUGGUGUGAGUAGUACUCCUAGUAUGAGGGGAACUGUGUGCUAUGUUGCUCCUGAGUGUGGCUAUGGUGGGGAAGUGUCUGAGAAGUCUGAUGUGUAUAGCUUUGGGGUGUUGUUGCUUGUGAUCAUUUCCCGGCGGCGCCCACUUCAGGUCAGCGGUUCGCCCUUGUCUGAGUUUCAGAGGGCGAAUCUGUUGUCGUGGGCACGCCAUUGCGCACGAAAUGGGAAGCUUGUUGAGCUGAUUGAUGAGUCUACUGAGUUGUUGGAUAAGGAGCAAGCUCUUCUCUGCAUCAAGGUGGCGUUGCUUUGCUUGCUGAAGUCACCUGCUCGUCGUCCUUCAAUUAAGGAGGUUGUGGGAAUGCUCAGUGGGGAAUUGGAGCCACCCCAAUUGCCUGUCGAGUACUCACCUUCAACCCCUUCAAGGUUCCCUUUCAAGUCUAGGAGAAAAGGCAGGACUCAAAUUUGUUUACAAGCUGCUGAUCUGAGACACUGUAAAAGCUCUGAUGUCUUCCCCUGCCACCUCUGAAAUUUGUCUUUGCUCUCAAAAUCCGAGGAUUUCCGAGAAUAUGUAUUGAAAAUGGGUAUUAUUUUGCUUUGCACGCCUUGUCUAGCUCAAUUAAUAGCAAAUGAGAUGGAAGAGUUUCCUAAAUGCAAGACUAGUGCUAAACUGCUAAUGGAUUUUGAACCAAACAGCAAUGAACAUCCUUCUUAUUCAAUCAUGUUUAGAUUAUAAUUUGCAUCUUCCAAAUCGUGCUUUGGAGUAUGCAGAAUUGCGUUUCAUCGAUAUAACAUCUGUGGGCUAAAGGAGUCAAUGUUGGUGUCAGAUCAUGAUUUGAGAUGAAAUAGAAAAAAGUUUGUUUUUUUUUC